Messenger RNA from Pedinophyceae sp. YPF-701, 1992 nucleotides. The record is from the annotation of a GenBank genome assembly. NCBI's taxonomy places the organism in Eukaryota, Viridiplantae, Chlorophyta, Pedinophyceae.
AUGGCGUCCCACAGCACCCCGUCGUCGGGGCAGACGCGGUCGACCCCGGAGAGCGCUCUCCUUGCCGGGAGCUCCUCGCGCGGCCACGGCCCGUCGGUGGACUCGUCCGCGGACCUCGCCGACCUGGAGGAUGCCGUCAAGCUCAUCGAGCACCUCCGCGGCGAGAACAGGGGACUGGAAGCUGCUCUCACGAGGAUGAAGAAGAUGCAGACGGAGUUGCAAGAGGUCAACGAGGCCCUGCAGGGGCGCUGCGCAGCGCUGGAGCGGGACGCCGAGGCGAGCUCCGAGCAGGCCGACGUCGCCCUGCAGCGCCUCCAGCGCGAGCUGCUGCGGCGGGAGGCGGAGUGCGACGAGCUGCGGACGCGCGCCGUGCCCGCGCACGUCCUCGAGACCAUUCGCGCGGAGGUCGAGCAGGAGGCGUGGGAGCGGCACCGCGACGCGGCGGAACGCUUCAAGAAGGAGCUCGGGGAGUCUCACGAGCGCUACAUGAAGCUCCAGGAGCGGGUGGGCUCUGAGGCACGGCGCGACGACGGGUCGCGCGCGGCGCUGCAGCGGCAGCUGGACGUGGCGCAGACCGACGUGCGCGCGCUGCAGGAGGAGCUCUCCGCCGCGCAGGCGCGCCUGCGCACCGCCGAGGCGUCGGCCCGCAUGCACGCGGGGCAGGCCAUCAACGCCACGUCGCGCUUCGAGGCGCUUCGUGCGGAGAUCGUGCAGCUCUCGGACGAGGUCGCGGCGGUGCGCGCGCAGCGCGACGAGGCCGCGGGGCGCGCGAACGAGGCGGAGGCCGCGCUCGAGCAGGCGGAGGGGCGGGCGCGCGCGGACCGCGCCGCGCUGGAGCUGCGUGCGGAGGAGUCGACGGCGCGCGCGCGGCUGAUGGAGGCGCGCGUGAAGGAGAAGGACGCGCGGAUCGAGCAGCUGGAGGAGGACGCGCUCGCGCUGCGGGAGGACGCGGCGCGGGCGGUGGCGGGGCAGGAGGCGGAGGCGCGGCGGUGGGCGGCGGAGCGACGGGACCUGGCGAAGCGGCUGGCGGAGGCGGACGCGGACCACGAGGAGCGGCUGGAGGCGCUAAAGGCGCGGCUGCGGGACGCGCAGGACGCGCACCAGGCCGCGGAGGACGCGCGGCGGCGGCAGGCGACGCAGGCGGAGCGCGCUGCGCAGGACCGGGUCGCGGAGGCGACGGCGCGGGCGCACGAGCGCGCGAAGGAGCUCGAGGCGCAGGUCGGGGAGCUGAAGGCGCGGUGCGCGGAGCUGGAGGAGGCGCGGAACACGGCGGAGAAGGUGGCGACGGACCGGCACGACGCGGCGAGCGCGGCGCUGCUGGAGGCGCGCGAGGACGCGGCGGCCGCGAAGGCACGGUGCGAGCAGAUGCAGCAGGAGGCGAUGCGGCAGGACUCGGACCUCGCGGAGGCCCGCGGGCGCGUCGCGACGCUGGCGGCGGAGACGGAGCGCGCGGUGGCCAAGGAGGCCGCGAUGGGGAAGGAGCUGCGCGAGGCGAUGGACAAGCUGGACCAGUCGGAGACGAAGGCCGAGUCGCUGCGCGCGCAGCUGGAGGCGGCGGAGCGCGAGCUGGCCGAGGAGCGGCGGCGGGCGGCAGCCGACCAGGCCACGGGGUCGCAGGCGCUGGACUCGGCGCGGCAGAACUGGCUGCUCGAGCGCCGCGCGCUGGUCAAGCGCAUGUCCGAGGGCGUCGCGCGCGUCCGGGACGCCUACCGCCUCAAGGUGCAGCGCCUGCGCGGCAAGUGCGAGGAGAUGCGGGCGAUGGCGAUCGCGGGCGAGGAGGCCAAGGCGGCGCUGCUCAUGCAGGUCGACGAGCUCGAGGGCGAGCUGGAGCGCGAGCGGCGGCGCCGGUGGGACGCGCCCGCCGGGGCCGCGGUGGCAGUGGGCGCCGCCAGGGACGAGCGCCUGCGGGACGUGCAGCGCGAGAUCGCGCAGCUGCGCGCGCGGCAGGACGAGCGGCUCGGCGGCGGCGGGCGCGGGGUCCCGGUCUCGUGA